AUGUGGUAGCGGCACUUAUCAUUAAUUCAAAGAAGAGGAAGAAGACACAGAUGUGGAUCAUUAACCUAAUGAGACAUAAGUUUUCUUGAAUGUCAUUUGGCAAGUGUGAAUUCUCCAAGUCAUGGUGACUGUACUUCAUUUAGGUGUUAUACUAGCUGUUCUUUCAGCGGCACUGACUAAAGAAGAUAUCAAAGUAUCCUGCUUAAAAGACUCAGUGAGCAUUGCAUGGAGAAUCCAAGCUAGUUUGGUGCCAUAUGCAGCACGCAUUUUUCUUGGAAACUGCAAACCAUCACAUUUUGAUGUUUUGCCCACUGGAGAAGGAGACGUGCUCUUUAAUUAUCAAUUUGAUCAGUGCAGAUUUAAAAAGCGGAUGAAAGGGAAAUACAUUAUAUUUGAAAAUGAACUCGCCUUCAGGCCACAACCAAGGACAAAACCUGCAGCUUUUGUGCUUACCAUAAAGUGUGUAGCUAAAAGACCUGACCAUUGGGUUCCUCAGUUCCUAAAUCCUGGAGCAGGUUCCUCUGAAGCUCGAGGAGGCCUGGUUUUCCACAUGGCUCUUCUAAAUGCUGAACUAAAGGGUAUUGCAGAAAGUAAUAUUAUCCCUCUUGGCUCCUUCAUGCCAAUAUGGGCUGCAGUGGAUCAAAAGUCCCAUCAGCCUUUACUUCUACUUAUGGAGGAGUGUAUUGCAGCAACAACUCCAAAGCUUUAUCGUGAUAGCCAAGUGUACCCCCUCAUUACUAAGCAAGGAUGUCUUGUGGACAGUCUAGAGGGAAACUCCGUCUUCCUUCCUCGAUAUCACUCAUCUUCAAUCAUCUUAUAUCUUCAGUCGUUCAGAUUUGGAUUGGGAAAAGAGUUGUACAUACAUUGUAAAUUGGUUGUUUGGGACCCAGACCAUUUGGAUAGGACAAAGAAGGCCUGCCAUUAUUCUAAAAAGAGUGGAAGCUGGGAGCUCUUAGACAGUCCGGAAAAGAGUUCAAUCUGUAGUUGCUGUGCUUCAAACUGCAUGACAAGAUCCAGGAGACACAUUGAUAGUGAAUCUGAAGGCCUCAGUUACCGCUCCGUUGUAGGACCAGUAAUUAUAGUUGACCAAUCGGGCCAAGAAGCACAAGACACAAAGACUGGAUCCAUCUCUACUGUUGUAUGACAGUGAAUUAAAGAUGUUGAUAAA
Molecule: messenger RNA, 1168 nt
Organism: Periophthalmus magnuspinnatus
Lineage: Eukaryota; Metazoa; Chordata; Actinopteri; Gobiiformes; Gobiidae
Gene: zp3f.2
Product: zona pellucida glycoprotein 3f, tandem duplicate 2
Exons: 9
Coding region: 122-1144 (340 amino acids)
Biological process (GO): positive regulation of acrosome reaction; egg coat formation; binding of sperm to zona pellucida
Cellular component (GO): extracellular matrix
Molecular function (GO): acrosin binding
Source: RefSeq, a predicted model, not a curated record